UUUAAUAAUAGGAUGGUAUUUUGGGGAUUUGUUAUUAAAGCAGUAAUUAAAGUAGUAAUAGCCAUUACUGCUGGUACUAUCUUAGGCCCUUCUGCUAUUCCUGUCAGUACUGCUGUCUGGGGCGGAAGUGAAAUAAUUAGACAAAAUUGUGGCAAUGAAGAUGUAAACCGAGUCAUUGGCUUUAUUGGUGAUUUCGGCCGUGAUACUAUUACUUGUGAAGUAAUUGGCUUGGCUGUUCAAGGAGCUCUUACGGUAAUAGCAUUGAGUAAAGCUAUUAGUAUAGCAACACCAGGGCAAAAACGCAGCAAAGAAAGCAGUCAUAAGAGCACAAAAAAAUAUAGCCCUGGAGCUAAAGU
Molecule: messenger RNA, 356 nt
Organism: Dentiscutata heterogama
Lineage: Eukaryota; Fungi; Glomeromycota; Glomeromycetes; Diversisporales; Gigasporaceae
Source: the annotation of a GenBank genome assembly